GUUGAUUAAUACCCCCGCCCGCCCGGCGUCUUGCAAAGAAGCGGAAGAAGAAGAAGAGCAGAAGAAGAGGAAAGAGAGACGAGAGCGAUGGCGUCGUUGCAACUGUCGAGCCAAUGGAUCUCCGGAAAGACGACUUUCGCCUCGCGGAACUCGCCCCGGACGGCGGUGCCUCGACGCGUCGCCAUGCGCCCGAUCAGGGCCGGAUCUUACACCGACGAGCUCGUCCAGACCGCUAAAUCUAUUGCUUCACCUGGGCAUGGAAUUCUUGCUGUCGAUGAAUCAAAUGCUACAUGUGGAAAGAGGCUUGCUUCAAUUGGUCUGGAGAAUACAGAACAAAACCGCCAAGCUUAUAGACAGCUUUUGUUGACCACCUCGGGUCUAGGUGCAUAUAUAUCUGGGGCUAUUCUUUAUGAGGAAACACUAUACCAAUCGACCACAGAUGGAAAGAAGUUCGUGGACUGCUUACACCAUGAGAAAAUCAUGCCCGGUAUUAAGGUUGAUAAGGGUUUGGUCCCAUUACCUGGAUCAAACAAUGAAUCUUGGUGCCAAGGAUUGGAUGGAUUGGCCUCAAGAUGUGCUGAAUAUUACAAACAAGGCGCACGUUUUGCCAAAUGGAGGACAGUUGUCAGCAUUCCUUCGGGCCCUUCAGCUCUGGCUGUUAAGGAGGCUGCAUGGGGACUUGCUCGUUAUGCUGCUAUUGCCCAGGAUAAUGGACUAGUCCCGAUAGUGGAGCCUGAGAUCCUCCUUGAUGGGGAUCAUCCGAUUGAAAGAACUCUUGAGGUGGCCGAGAAAGUUUGGGCUGAAGUCUUCUUCUAUCUAGCGGAGAACAAUGUGGUAUUUGAGGGCAUUUUGCUCAAGCCUAGCAUGGUCACCCCUGGUGCUGAGCACAAGGAGAAAGCAUCGCCAGAGACCAUCGCAAAAUAUACAUUGAAAAUGCUAAAUAGGAGGGUGCCCCCUGCAGUUCCUGGGAUCAUGUUUCUAUCUGGAGGUCAAUCGGAGGCAGAAGCAACUUUGAACUUGAAUGCAAUGAACCUAGCCCCCAACCCAUGGCAUGUCUCCUUCUCUUACGCUCGCGCUCUUCAGAACAGUGUCUUGAAAACUUGGCAAGGACAACCGGAGAACAUCAAAGCUGCACAGAAGGCGCUCUUGGCUCGCGCAAAGGCAAAUUCACUGGCUCAGCUAGGUCGCUACUCUGCGGAUGGGGAGAACGAGGAGGCCAAGAAGGGGAUGUUCCAGAAAGGAUACACCUACUGAAGAGAAUGCUCAGAGCACAAUUUUAGUUUCCAAAGUAAAGUUUCUUGCUAUGUCAUUUGAACUUAGAUUGCCAUUUGCUUCCAUGUUUUACAAAUUCAUAUGGGUCAGAAUAAUUAUGGACACGGCUGCUAAAAACCGAUUAGCAUUCAGGCUCUAGAGUAUUGAAUUUCAAGAUGUUUCAUGUUUUGCCUUGCUCA
This is a messenger RNA of Zingiber officinale, 1451 nucleotides long. Its product is annotated as fructose-bisphosphate aldolase 1, chloroplastic-like. Gene Ontology annotation, biological process: glycolytic process; fructose 1,6-bisphosphate metabolic process. The transcript is spliced from 6 exons. Gene Ontology annotation, molecular function: fructose-bisphosphate aldolase activity. Lineage: Eukaryota; Viridiplantae; Streptophyta; Magnoliopsida; Zingiberales; Zingiberaceae. The record is from RefSeq and is a predicted model, not a curated record. Gene Ontology annotation, cellular component: cytosol. Bases 88 to 1254 code for a protein of 388 amino acids.